AUGUUUCCGUCCUUUACAGGCAGCACACGGCCCAAGCGACAGGUGAACCUCUCAGGUCGUAACAACAAUCCUUUCGCUGCGUUACCUGGCUCUCGAACCUCCUCAUCCCCGCAGACCGCGCAAAAUGCGCUCGCUCAAGCUCAGCAUGAGCGGAUGUUGAGACAGCAAGAGAGGGAACGUCCACCUGCGGCGACUAAAAUUCAGAAGACAUGGAGAGGGCACAAGGGGCGAAAGCAGGCCAAGGUCAUUUGGAGGCAAGAGUGGGACAACAGAGAAGGGUGGGAAUCUAGAGGACCUUCGGAGACCCGUGGAUCUCUAUCCCAGCUUGCUGCGCCGGCUGCUUACGCUUCGGAAGAUGAGUGUUUCGGCUCGCUCAGACUGCUCGUACAGUUUGCUUCGCUGAGGAACGAGCUUGAUAUCCAGCGCCUUGAUCGUUUCACAACCAGAUACCUCCAGUCCCUUCAAAUGCAGCCAUGUGGGUAUCCGGCAAACGUAUGGACAUACCCUUUGCUACGUCUGGCGAAAUUGUCUCUAGCAACACUGAGUGCGAAGCGGACUCCUCCGUUAUCUACUUGCACCGUGGACAACUUGAUAGCUCUUCUCAAUGUUGUGGCUACUGCUAUCCCGAGACAGCUCGCUUCUUACUCGCAUCAGUAUUUUCGGACGCUAGCCGAAGCAGGAAUCGGCCGUCGAUGCUCCAAUUCACCCUCGAUAGAGUCAGCAGCUCUUGCACUACUCCAGCCGACCAGUGACAGAACCGAACAAUGCUACGAAGGUUUUGUGUCUGAAUUUCUGGCCACACCAGAUCUUCCUGCAGUGUUCGGUGGCCUGGAAGGAUUUGGUCGUGGAAUACGAUACCAUACGUUGGCUGAUGUACUGAAUAAAGUUCUGUCACCCUCAUCACACGACGAUAUACUACAGCUUAAAAGCCGGGAAAGUCUUCUUUGGCUACUGGCCUACUUCAUAUAUUUUCGCCGGUUGGCCUACUCUGACCAGCAAAAGUCUACAGACUCGCCGGAUGUGCAAUAUGUUAAGAUUGUAUCAAGACUAAUAUCAUUCCUAGCAGACGACAUCGGCUCACGGAUAGAAGUGUCCAAUCGGCUACCUUCGUCUGGUAGCAGCAUCUCCACUCCUGCAGCAAGUCCUGUUGAACCAUUGCCAUCCUUUGUGAGCUCCGAGAUAUUAACCCUGAUAAAUCAGCAGAACGUAAGCAGCCUUCUUGCAAAUUUUGACGUGGUGCCCGCUUCAAGUGAGGGUGUGUCGGGUACGCCCAGUGAGGCAUCUGCGCUGGCAAGUUAUGCCUUAACUCUGCUGAGAGCCUUUCCACGUCGUGGGGACGAGAUACGGAUGUGGCUCUUCCGUGGUUCAACAGCAAGAGGGUCCAGCCAGGCAAGUCACGCUGCAGAGCCACUCCCGGCUAUAAAGUACUUCUACCAGGUUGCAAGCAAAAGCAAGAUUUACCAAAUGAUCAGCAAGGACCCUCGGGAAACAGUAAGCAUGUUGAGGCCAGAUAAGCCUCAGAUCCGAGAAAACAAACCAUCAUAUUCUAUUGCAGACGAGUCCCGAGAUCAGCAAUGGCGUGUGAUCCUCCUCUUCCUGGAGCUGUACACAUUUGUCCUUAAAAUAAUGGAUGACGAAGAAUUCCUUGCUGGCACUUCUGCAUAUAAUGACCAAUGGUCGUGGACAAGGAAGAGCGCUUUACCACUCGAUCAAGUCAAAGAGCUGACCAGUUUCCUUAAGAACCUCUCAUUCUCUAUGUACUGGAACGCUUCAGAAAUUGCCGGAAUUGAGGCAGCAGAAGUCAAGACGAGCCUUGCAGAGUACUUUGGCGGCAACAAAGCAGCACAGAAUGAAUAUCGACAAGACGAAGGUUCAGCCAAAUUGCAAGAAAUGUCAAUUGCCGGUGUAAGUGGCAUGACUCUAGUCUAUAUGAAAGGUCUGGUCACUGGUGUACUCCGCAUGGUAUACGAGCGAGACUCUCGUCGAAAGUUCCUACCCAGAGACCAUUGGUUGAUGACAAAGUAUUUCGAGAUGGACCGAUUUAUUUCUGCCGUGGUAGAAGAGGAGGAACAUAGACAUCAGAUACAGGAGUCUUACGAAUCUUAUGAGGCCGAUGGCAAUAGUCAGGGCGGAGGGGAUGUUGACAUGGACGAUGAUGACGAUGAUGACGAUGGGCUCGCCCUCAUUGGUAAUUCACACGUACAGCAAGUCCGGCGUGCAGAGCGCUUGAAAAGGCAGCAGCGGAAGACCUCAAGGAGAAAGCAGCUCGAGUCUGUUGCACCGAGACUGGAGAUUCUACAGAACAUGCCCUUUUUCAUACCUUUCGCUACUCGUGUUCAAAUCUUCCGCCAUUUUGUUGCCCUGGACCAGCACCGAAGAAGGGGCACGUCAGAUCCCGACAUGUGGAGGUUUGCGCAGAUGAACUCCGCAGCUGGAGAUAUAAGCAAACACCGCGCCAAGGUUCGAAGAGAGCACAUCUUCGAAGACGCAUAUGCUCAGUUCUAUGACCUAGGUGAAGGCCUCAAAGAACCGAUUCAGAUCCGAUUCGUGGACAAGUUCGAUACCAUUGAGGAGGGCAUCGACGGCGGCGGUGUGACAAAAGAAUUCCUCACCAGUGUGACCAACGAAGCUUUUGGCGCUGUCAAUGGUAUGGAAGCACUGUUCAUCGAGAACGAUCAGCACCUGCUCUAUCCAAACCCUUCUGCUGUGGAAGAGCGGAAAGCGACCCUUCAGCAAGCCAUGUACAAGGAAGGCUCCCUGGACUGGAACGAAAAUAUAAGAGACUUACUACGAAGAUACGAAUUUCUGGGACGCAUCAUUGGUAAAUGCCUUUACGAAGGCAUUCUGGUCGAUAUACAUUUUGCACCUUUCUUUCUUCUGAAAUGGGCCCUAACUGGAGGCUCUGGGUCUGCAACCAAAGAAUCAGGCUAUCGUGCCAAUCUCAAUGACCUGAGAGACCUUGAUGAAGGGCUCUACGAAGGACUGCUGCAACUGAAGAACUACCCGGGAGAUGUUGAAGACUUCUCCCUCAACUUUGCCGUAACGGACACCAUCCGUACCUCCCCCACAGAGACCAAACAGAUCACCCAUGAACUCCGUCCCUCAGGAGUUUCUAUCUCCGUCACCAAUGAGAAUCGCCUAGUCUACAUCUCCUACAUGGCUCGUCAUCGCCUCCAAAUCCAACCACAUCUCCAGACCUCAGCUUUCCUCCGUGGCCUCGGCACCAUCAUCUCCCCGUCCUGGCUGAGCAUGUUCAACCAGUCUGAGCUGCAAACCCUUGUUGGUGGCGCUAGCUCCGAGAUCUCUGUCUCUGAUCUCAGAGCCAAUACACAAUACGGAGGUCUCUAUGCCAUUGGAGAUGACGGUGCCGAACAUCCUUGCGUACAGAUGUUCUGGAAAGUCCUGCAAAGUCUUGAAGAUAGUGACAGGAAGAAGGUGCUGAAGUUUGUGACUAGCACGCCUCGAGCGCCGUUGCUUGGAUUCGGCAAUCUGAACCCGAAGUUUAGUAUCCGAGACAGCGGAAGCGAUCAGACGCGGCUACCGAGUACGAGCACGUGCGUCAAUCUGCUGAAGCUGCCAGUGUAUAGGGAAGAAAAGGUUUUGAGGGAGAGAUUGUUGUAUAGUGUGAAUGCUGGAGCUGGAUUUAACCUGAGCUAA
Letharia columbiana is the source of this 3657-nucleotide messenger RNA. RefSeq lists its product as uncharacterized. NCBI's taxonomy places the organism in Eukaryota, Fungi, Ascomycota, Lecanoromycetes, Lecanorales, Parmeliaceae. Gene Ontology annotation, molecular function: protein binding; ubiquitin protein ligase activity. The record is from RefSeq and is a predicted model, not a curated record. The transcript is spliced from 3 exons. Gene Ontology annotation, biological process: ubiquitin-dependent protein catabolic process; protein polyubiquitination. Bases 1 to 3657 code for a protein of 1218 amino acids.